AUGCUCAACCAGCUUAUCCGUCCAAGUGUCCACAGAAUAGCGUUUUCUGCGUCCACAUUUCUAUCAAAGCCGACAUUUGGUCUUAUGAAUCCUAUAAUAUGCAGAGGCUUCAAAGUCAGGACGGCAGUCAAGAAAUUUUGCAAUGACUGCUAUAUGGUCAGACGCAAAGGGAGAGUCUAUGUGUAUUGCAAAUCCAACAAGAAGCAUAAGCAGCGUCAAGGUUAA
Lachancea fermentati is the source of this 225-nucleotide messenger RNA. The record is from the annotation of a GenBank genome assembly. Lineage: Eukaryota; Fungi; Ascomycota; Saccharomycetes; Saccharomycetales; Saccharomycetaceae.